UCCGACAGAAUAUAACUGCUGUGGUUGGAGGGUUGUCCUCUCUAUCCUUAUUGAGGAGCGCGGUUUGGCAUCGAUUAGAAAUAGGACCUGUUUGUUGUAAUUUCAUCAGCAUCUUUCCACGAUAAAUUACCGACUAUACCUCUUGUAUUCUGUAAGUGGGGUGGAAAGCCACCACAAUGACAAUCAGAAAUGUACGGGAUCAUGGACAGAGAUUUCGACCGCGGAUGGCAUGUCUAAAGAAGCUGGAGGCGGUGAUGCUGGAGAUGCAGGAUCCACAGGCAGGAGUGAAGUCUCAACCUCAGAGACUGGUCAUCACUACUAUACCCCACGCUAUGACUGGUGAGGAUAUAGUGGCAUGGCUAGCUAACCGCUUCACAGUGGAAACCCAAGAGGCUUGCACCUUGGGAACUAUGAUGGUGUCAUAUGGAUUUAUAUAUCCACUCCAGGAUCAUAAACGCCUGAUUCUCAAACCAGACACCUCUCUCUACCGGUUUCAGACACCAUACUUCUGGCCCGCCCAGCAGUGGCCUGUUGAAGACACAGAUUAUGCAAUCUAUCUGGCAAAGAGAAACAUACGCAAGAAGGGUAUCCUGGAGUUGCACGAGCAGGAGAAGUACAACAACCUUCACAAGUGGAUGAACCAUAAAUGGGACUUCAUUGUGAUGCAGGCAAAGGAACAGUACAGAGCUGGGAAGGAGAGGAAGAAGCCGGACCGCGUGGUGUUUGACUGUCAGGAGAGAGCGUACUGGGUCGUCCACAGGCCUCCGCCAGGUACAGUCAGUGCCAUGGAGUAUGGACUGGACCGUCUGAUAGAUCCCAACACAGAGGAGAAAAAAACAUCUGAUGUCUACAGAAGAAUUAUGAUCUUUACCCAGCAGUCGAUCAUGAGGCCCAGGGUGAAGUCCUCUGUGUCCAUCGGAGCGCUGGUGAAGUACUCAGUCACAUACAAGCACCAUGACCCGUUUCUUAGCAGCUGUCUCCCGAGCAACCCCUGGAUCACUGAUGAUGUCACCCUCUGGGCGUUGAACAUGGCUAAUGUGGAGAUGCCCACUAAGAUGCGAGUGGAGAGGUGGACCUUCAGUUUUGGGGAGCUGCUCUCUGACCCUCGGGGCCGUGCUGACUUCAGACUGUUCCUCAAAAAGGAGUUCAGCGGUGAGAACCUGGCCUUCUGGGAAGCCUGUGAGGACCUGAAGUGGGGCACAGCUGACACCAUGCAGGAGAAAGCCCAGCACAUCUACAAGACCUUCCUAGCUCGCGGCGCCCCCCGCUGGAUUAACAUCGAUGGGAAGACGAUGGACAUCACAGUGAAAGGUCUGAAGCACCCCCACAGAUACGUCCUGGACGCGGCUCAGACACACAUAUUCAUGCUGAUGAAGAAGGACUCGUACGGCCGGUACCUAAAGUCUCCAGUGUUUAAGGACACCCAGAAGAGAGCCAUCAACCCUGAUCAGCACAGGUUCAGUGAUGUUCAACUGGAGCAGAACGCCCGUAAGCGCAGGCCCAGCAUCAGCCCCAUCAUCCUCCGGCAGCAGGAGGAGGAGCAGAGGGCCAAGCUAGCUGCCAGCGGCCCCGUGGACAUCACACAGGUCAUGAGUAAACUCAGCAACAAGGGCAAGGAGGUGCCCCCCAAGAAAUAAGUACAUGCACACACUGUACAUGCACACCAGAACACAUGCUUUGGCAGGUGGGCUUGUGCAUGGCAGAAUAGCAGCUGUGAAAGGCAAUGUCAGUAGAUAUAUCUGCGAAAGUAAGGACUGUCUGUAGUGAUGUCAGGGAGCAGAGCAGUCUAGUUGUGUUGGUUUGAACAGACAUGUGUCAUGUAUCACUGGGUUUUUGUCAUCGACAGUAUGUGUUUCAGUUUCCAUCCACCUACCAUGCCGUCUGUCUCUGUGUUCUACCAUGCUGUCUGUGUCUGUGUUCUCUGCUUGAUCGUUUACUUUUAGAGAAUGUUCAAGUUCCAUUAAAGUGUGUUUUGCUGUAAUAAAUAUGUCAGGCCACCUCAU
Molecule: messenger RNA, 2003 nt
Organism: Osmerus eperlanus (European smelt)
Lineage: Eukaryota; Metazoa; Chordata; Actinopteri; Osmeriformes; Osmeridae
Product: regulator of G-protein signaling 9-like
Exons: 17
Coding region: 177-1637 (486 amino acids)
Biological process (GO): intracellular signal transduction; G protein-coupled receptor signaling pathway; positive regulation of GTPase activity
Cellular component (GO): neuron projection; plasma membrane; cytoplasm
Molecular function (GO): GTPase activator activity
Source: RefSeq, a predicted model, not a curated record